Messenger RNA from Meloidogyne enterolobii, 1295 nucleotides. Lineage: Eukaryota; Metazoa; Nematoda; Chromadorea; Rhabditida; Meloidogynidae. The record is from the annotation of a GenBank genome assembly.
AUGUCAAAACAUUCAAAAUCAAUUAAUCAAGGUCAACAACAACAGCAAAAUAAUGAUAAAUUUACAGAAAAUUCUUCACUAGCACCUAACAAUAAUUCACAACAAUUUUCUCAGUUUCCUCCUCCAAUGAAGCAAUUAAUAACAACACAAAAUUAUAAAAAUGAAAAUUUAAAAACUUCAACAGACAGCAACCAACCUUUAAUAAAUUCUUUUCAAUAUUUUUCAUCUCCACCAUCUUCACAAACAACAACAAUUUCUUCAUCAACAUCAUCUUCUUUAAGUAGUUCACCUUCUUUAGCUUCCUUACAAAAUAGUUUGUAUUUUGCUAUUGAAAAUCCAGAAAAGCAUUCUAUUGAACAACUUAGGGAAUUGGAAAAACGUCGAAUUCAAUCAAUAGAAUCUCUGGCAAGAAAAGCAACUGAUCGAGAACAAGAUAAAGAAUUGUUAUUACGUGAUUUGGAUGAAAUAAAACAAUUAAUUGUUUCUUUGUUUGAAAGAAUUCAACAAUCUAAUAAAACAAAUAAUAAUGAAUUAUUAAUUGAUCGUCUUCAAACUUUUUGUGAAGAAAUUGAAAGAAUAGCAGAUUUGGAUAUUUUAUUAAAUUGUCAACAAAAACAAUUGGUUGAACAACCAUCAAGGAUUAAACGGAAAAAUGGUAUUUCAAAAAUAAAUGAAAUUGAAAUGAAUGAAAAAGAAGAGUGGAAUCAACGACUACAAGAACAGAUCAACGAUUUACAAUCAAUACAAAAAUAUUUGAACAAAAGAGAAAAACAAUUAGAUGCAGAAAUUGCCUAUGAAUUUGGAGGGGAUGUUGAAGCUUUACAAGAAUGGCUAUUUUGUAAAGAACAAUUGUUAAAACUUUGUAGUGAAAAAAGAUUACUUGAUGAAAAACUUAGGGAAGUUAAAAGAUUAAUUAAUUCUUUGGAAGAAAUGUGCCUUUUACCUGAGGAAAUUAAAAUGGAAGAUUCGAAAGGAUCGAGAGAAGGAAAAAUAUCAGAAUUUAAAGAAAAUUUAAAAAAUUAAAUUAAAAAAAUAUUUGUGCACUAUAAGAAUAUUCCUAAGAUUUUUUAUGUUUUUGUAUCAUAACUUUGUUAAUACUUUUUAAAAUCUUUUUUUUUUUAAUUUUAGUUAGGCUUUAGUAGUUGAAGUUCUAACAUUUACUUGAAUUUCUUGUACUGAGUUUGGGUUGUAGGAGUUUGGGUCGCUAAAUUCAUGCAUGUCAGUGUGAGAAUCAGGCACGGAAUCAGCUGCUUUGAGCAGGCUUUGCUGAUAUGGACCAUCUGAGUCUUUUUGUA